AAAACAAAUUGUUGUAAUGAAUAAUUCGCCUUAAAUGAAUGGAACAACAAAUUUGUUUAUGUUGUCUUCCCUUAAAGUACCUUUUUAUAAUAUUUCAAAUAAUUUAAGAGCAAUUUAAGAGUGAAACCAGUAAAAAAAUUAAAAGAAAAUGAAGGAAGGAGGUUAGAAUGGAGUGCAGCUUUAAGAAUUAAGUUAGCCUCAACAUCUAAGAUUCCCAAAGCACAUCACGGGAAGUAGUGCAAGAAUUCGACUCUUGUCAUUUGCAGUUCCGGAACACUUUCGGUUUAAACCAGUAAAAUAUAGUCAUUAUAAGUUUCUUGGUUUAAAAAAUAUCGCAAUACUACAAUUAAUACUUAUUUCACUCUUAUUUGUUUUACAAUAAAAACGACGACACAAAAUAAAAUGUUAAACAAACACCUCGUUUCUGAUUGGUUGAAACAAAUUUGCCGCAACCUUUAAAUGUCAUGGCGAAUCUAUGUUUUUCGCCUUAGAUGCCAAUUUUGACAUUUGAGGGUACCACAAAAGUUGCUUUGUUGUAGCAAUUCGCCGAUGCGGUUACCUGUUAUAUCUACCUUGGUUCAGCAUAAGCAUUUUGACAAAUUGGAGGGAGGAAUGCUUAUUUACUAGUGUUUACGGAUGUAAACACUAGUCAAAUAAGUAAUAUUAUUUGUAAAAUGUCGUCGCCGAAUGUAAUGAAAUACUGGUUGUUAUUGGAAUCGCUUAUAUUUCCGGGUGAUGCCAAAAAUUCCGAUUCAACAAUUUCGGAACAGGAGCGUAUUGCGAAAAACAAUGAAGUCUUGCAAAGAAGUAUGCAGUUAUCGCCAACAGAAGUGGCCAAGAUUUUGAUAGAGGAUCUUGAAGUAUCCCGUUUGAACAACAAGGAACAAUAUGUUGCCUGCAAUGUAGAUGAAAAAACAAUAUACUCCAUUUAUUUGCUUAUGACCAUACGAACUAUUUAUAAAAAUACCAAUUUCAACAGCGAUAAGGUUGAGGACUUGAUAUCGGAACAUCACAGAAGGCAAAUAAGCUACUGUAUUGAAGAUAUAGCCGAGAACGGACUAAAGCCGAACAUACAUUGCGCGUUCCGUGGAGAUAGAAAAUCCAUUUUUGGGGAAAGUAUUCGAAAAGAUCCAAACCUUUGCCUUGUAGAGCUACUCGUAGAGGGGAUAGCAUCAUUUAUGUGUAUUACGUCUUUGCCCAUAAUUCGAUCUUCGGACGAGAUUACACUCUGCUAUAUAGCUGCUUUAUACACAUUGAUUUUUGUGUCAGACCUAAAGGGCGAUGAAAUGAACGAGUCGAAUGUCGUGAGCACGAAGGCAAAACUAAAUAAGUUAUGGGGUAGUGUACCCAAAGUGACAUAUUUUCGCAACCUAAUGAUGCUAUAUGGAAUGGUCGAAAAUGAGAAAAAAUCGAUAGUACACCGGGAUUUGUUGUUGAAAUUGUGGUCUCCAGGAGGUUUUGUCGCCCUUCUGUUUGCCAUGCAAAAAUCCGAUAAGGAAGAACAAUCCGUCAAAGAUGUUGUUGUAAAAUUGGUUUCACAGCCUUCUUACCCCAAAAGAGCGCAGGCAUCAAUCGUGAAUCAAAUUCUAUGCUUUCUAAAAGCUAGUAUUGACAAUAAAGACGCAAUAUCCUACAUGGGAACAGGAUUAAUAUCGCUUAGGAAGCUAUGUGAGAAUAGUAUUUACAAUAGAAAAAUAGUUGAAGAUUGGUUGAUAAAACAAGUACAACCAUUGUUGGAUUUGCAAAAGGACUGCUUAACUGUUAUGGAGUGGAGUGAAUUCAGUUCAAUGGUGCACCUGUUUUUCCAGGCCUUUUGCACUUCCACUAUUGAAUGUUUGCCGAGUGAGUUUUUAGUUCCAUUCAUACCAUUGCUCAUUACGUUGUACCAGUAUAUAGACAAAUACAAAACCAAACCUUUUGUUGAUGUUGUUUGUAACCACCUAUCCCAUUUAAUAUUAAGAAUUCUUAACAACCGUACUACAGAGGAGCUCAAUAUAAUUAUUAUGAACAUGGCAAGUGACGAAUAUCCCAAACAAUGGCUAAAAGUAAAUUCGAGGGUGAGAAUUGAGGAGGACAUAUUAAAUUCCCAACAUUUGAAGAUAGUCCAAAGGGAGGAGAAGCAGGAGUGCGACUCAUUCAUCUCAUGCAGUCACAUGAAUAGCCUGGCCGAACUCCUUAAGAAAUCUUCUUUUAGCACACUUGCGUUGAAAGUGUUCAUUAUUUUAUUCAAAUUGUUCCCCACUGUUGGCAGUAUGAAAAAGUCUUUGGUAGAUGAGUCCAUGAACAAUAUGGAUUUGCUUAUAUGUGAUGAAGAUAUUCAAAGCAGAGUGAUUUGGGAAAUAUCUAACAAAUACAAUGGAAAAAUUCAAAUUAUUAAUGCUUUGCACAUACUAAUAGAGCACAAACCGCUUAAGAGCCUCUUAAUGGAAAACAUUAGUGAGCUUAUAAGUGUUAUUGAAGAAUUCUUGGUAGUUUGCACAGAAAUCGGCGACGAAAACAGUCACCAAUUGGACAAAAACGUUGUUGUCAUAUUGUUGACUUUAAUAAGGGAGAUUGUGGAAAACGGUCCUGUUCAAUCGGAAAACGUGAAGCGUAAUUUGUUAGGGCACUUAUUAAAACUGCAGGCCACAACUAGAGACAGAGACUUAAAUUUGCAUAUUGUUUAUCUUAAACAAAAAAUCGAAAACGGUUCUGGUGCAACGCCAGGGAUCAAAGUAAACGAAGAAAGGUUUGAAGAGGCCAGGACACUUCUAGAGUCAAAAGAACCAUAUAAACAAGUCGAAGGAAUUCAACUAUUUAUCACUUUAAUAAAGAGUAAAGAUGUAUUAACUAUAAGCAAUGUCCAUGUAAUAAUGGCAUUAGCACUUAAUGCGCUGAAAUCACCAGAGUCUUACACAUUCCUGAAUUGCGUCCGACUAUUUGCGUCAAUGGUUUACUUGGACGAGCACAUAAUAUUAGAAACAUUGACUGAAGAAUACCUAAAUGAAUCGGCCGGCAUGGAUGAUAGGCUAUUGAUUGGAGAGGCGCUACUAAAAGUUUGCUACGAAAUUGGGCCGCUUUGUUACAAAUACAAGAACAUACUCUUAAAUUGUUACAUGUUUGGGUGCCGAUCUCCGCUGGAUGAGUUCCGUUUUUCUUCAUUCUCGAAUUUGGCACAAAUGUGCAAAAUAUUAUCGUAUGACGUUCAUAAGUACUUCCAAGAGCUUCUCAAUUUGAUCAACUGUGAAUUGACUUCUGGAAAAUACGUUCCCGCUAAACGUGCGGCCGUUAUGGUGUUAAGUGAGCUCUUAUCAGGAAUGGAUAACUUGAUAGAUUUCCAAGAAAUGUUGUUACCCAUAUACAGACUAUUGAAGUUUCUAGCAUCCUCAGAGAGAACGGAUGAAAAAAUUCGCUUGCACGCAUCGGUUGGUCUAGAAACAUUGGCCAAGAAAACUAAAGAAUUUUUGUCACUAACCGCAAAUGAAAUGUCCUUGGAAAAGGAAAUACAAAUAAGAGGAAUUAAGAUGAAUUCAAAGCAUAAUUUUAAAAGUCAUAUUUUGUAUAUGGAAUAAAUUUUCUCCAAACCUACCAAGAUUUAUAUAAAUUAUUUUCAAGUCAAGAUAUAUUUAGUCUCAUUUAAAUAUAAAAAAAAAACUUUUUACAAACGAUGUAAUGAACACAUGUUAAAAUAAUAAUUAAAUCAAACUCUGAAUAAGGAUUCCGCAAAAUAUACAUCAAAACACUA
Molecule: messenger RNA, 3724 nt
Organism: Musca domestica (house fly)
Lineage: Eukaryota; Metazoa; Arthropoda; Insecta; Diptera; Muscidae
Product: transport and Golgi organization protein 6
Exons: 4
Coding region: 675-3551 (958 amino acids)
Biological process (GO): protein secretion
Source: RefSeq, a predicted model, not a curated record